CACCCCAGAAGGCAGAAGCGGAAAGAAAUUAGAUCCAACAAGAUAAUGAACCUUGCCCGCGGAUAUACGAACGAGACUGAGCGAGACGAGAGCAGCGGGUACAACCUGAAGGCUGGGGAAGUGAGCUCUGGCACGACCAUCAUUGCUGUCAAGUACAAAGACGGAGUCGUGCUUGGCGCGGACAGUCGCACGUCGACUGGGACGUACGUAGCAAACCGUGUAUCGGACAAACUCACGAGCAUCCACGAUCGCAUCUACUGCUGCCGAUCGGGCAGUGCCGCUGAUACGCAAGCUCUGUCCGACUAUGUUCGUUACUUCAUUGCUUCCCACGCGGACGAGCUGGAAGGGGAUGCGCUGCCCAAGGUGCACACCGCCGCGACGCUGUUCCGCAAGCUCUGCUACGAAAACAAAGACCGAUUGAUGGCAGGGAUAAUUGUUGCCGGUUAUGACAAGGUCAAAGGCGGACAAGUCUAUUCGAUCCCCAUCGGGGGUGCGCUCGUGGAACAAGACUAUGCGAUCGGCGGGUCUGGUUCAGCAUACAUUUACGGGUUCGUCGACAGCCACUGGCGAGCAGGUAUGAGCCGUGACGAAGCAGAAUCGUUUGUGCAAAAGGCGUUGUCCCACGCGAUGGCCCGCGACGGGAGCUCCGGUGGCGUCAUCCGCACCGUCACCAUCAACGAAGAAGGGUGCCACCGCGGCUUCGUUCCUGGCAAUCAAUUGCCGUUCAGCUUUUAGGCGAAUCCGCAUUAGCACCAUCGGCUUGUCGUUUGCAAUUGAGGGCGAUUACUCCUUAAUGCACAUGAUUCGAUCGUUUUCAU
This is a messenger RNA of Aphanomyces invadans, 818 nucleotides long. RefSeq lists its product as hypothetical. Gene Ontology annotation, cellular component: proteasome core complex. The coding region runs from base 46 to 735 and encodes 229 amino acids. Gene Ontology annotation, molecular function: threonine-type endopeptidase activity. Lineage: Eukaryota; Oomycota; Saprolegniomycetes; Saprolegniales; Verrucalvaceae. The record is from RefSeq and is a predicted model, not a curated record. The transcript has a single exon.